Molecule: messenger RNA, 637 nt
Organism: Paramuricea clavata
Lineage: Eukaryota; Metazoa; Cnidaria; Anthozoa; Malacalcyonacea; Plexauridae
Source: the annotation of a GenBank genome assembly
AUGAAACGCUGGAAAUCGUCUGUUGAAACAAAGUAUUUGGUCCUGAAAACAAACAUAUACGUAGUGUGCAAGGAAUUAUAUGAAAGCAGCGCACCAAGUGAUAAAAUUCCUGAAAGAAGACACAACAAUCUAUUUACAGUAAAUGUCAGUGAUGGAAAGAUUCCGAAAGCUCUCUAUAAAACGAUAAGGGAAAAGAUUUUGCCUUAUAACAAGUUGUUUUAUUUCUUUGCCAGGUUGUUUUUCGCUUUCAAUUUCUUUCUUCUUGUACUUGUUAUGAUGUUACUAGCCCAGGAAUCCAACAUCUCAGGACCUGCACAGAUAAUGAGCACAAUUGUAGUGAGCACAUUCCCGUUCAUUUUCGACGCAAUUUGGACCGAAGAUACAUUUGAACAAAAAUAUGUAAAUGACAAAGAACAACAACAAAAGAUACGCAACUUGAUAAAAUUAGAAGAGCAUGAGAUAACGGUUGGCAUUAAAAAAGAUGAAGAACACAUGGCUAUUAGAAAUUUCAGCGACUUUUGUAGCUUGAUGAUGAAAGGCACUAAAAAUAGAAAGCUUCAGGAAGGAAGAUAUCAGGGGGAGUCAAGUGAAAAUCAACCGUUGUUGACGAAUGAAACUCGUAUAUUAUUUGAAACAA